Molecule: messenger RNA, 3000 nt
Organism: Trichoderma aggressivum f. europaeum
Lineage: Eukaryota; Fungi; Ascomycota; Sordariomycetes; Hypocreales; Hypocreaceae
Exons: 2
Coding region: 1-3000 (999 amino acids)
Biological process (GO): regulatory ncRNA-mediated post-transcriptional gene silencing
Molecular function (GO): RNA endonuclease activity; single-stranded RNA binding; protein binding
Source: RefSeq, a predicted model, not a curated record
AUGUCUGAGAGAGGACGCUCUCCCGCCGUCUCGGGGCCAGGAACCCCCCAGCAAUCUCGCCAGCCAUCUCGCCAGCCAUCUGCAUCGGGUGCUUCGAGAAGCCGUGGCGCUUCACCAGCACAAGGCACAGCCUCUGGCAGUUCGCAGCCUGGCUGGGCACCAAGCAUGGGAUUCGAUCCUGCAAAGACGGAGAGCAACGAUCGAAAGGGAAACUCUCGCAUGGAGCUGCCUCCAGAUGCCUAUGUUACUAAUGAGGCCCAAAAAGAUGUGUUUGCUAUUCGCGGCAACAAGUUCAACACGGAGGGUCGACCAGAGACUAUUGAAGUCAAUCAAUUCCGAGUGACCAAGUUUGACUUCAAAAAGAAGAUCUACCAAUACGAUGUUGUCCUUUCGCCUGAACCGGACAAACGUGGACCAGUUUUGAAGAAGAUUUGGGCUCAUCCAAACCUCAAAAAGGCGCUCGCUGCUUACAACUAUCAAAUGUGGAUUAUAGACGGCUCCAGACUGGCAUGGUCUCCUUCUUUGGUGGACCGUGGCGAGAUUCGUGUCACCGUGGACUUGGACGAGGGCAAGCCUGCUGCACGAUCUGGACGCUCCAACAAAUUCUAUCUCAUCUUGCGCAAGACAACUGAGAUCCAGAUGGCUGCUCUCCAGGGUUAUUUGGACAGAAAGCUUCAAUUCAACAACAGUGUCCAAGAAGCCCUCAACUUCAUGGACCACCUCAUUCGCCAGUGGCCGUCUGAGCAUUUGCUUGCCAUCAAACGAAACUUUUACAAGCGAAAUGAAGCUGGCCGGCCGCUCAUGCAAGGCGGAGUCAUUGAAGUCCACAAAGGGACUUAUGCUUCUUUGAGGCUAUCAAACAAUCUUGCAAAGGGAGGCAUUGGCCUUGCUCUCAACGCAGAUGUUACCAACACCUGCUUUUGGACUGGCCGACAAACCCUGGAUCAGGUCAUGGCCAACUUCCUCGGCACCCUUGACAGGCGCUACAAGGGAAUCAACAUUGCAACCACGACCAUUUUUAGGCCUGUGCAAAACCAGAGGGGAGAGUGGCAGUCUUCUGAUGCCUUCAAGCAGCUGCGAAAGAUGCGCAAGCUCAAGUUCACCAUCCGACACAGCAAUCGCGAUCCCAAGCUUGCUGAAAAGGUCUACACCGUGAUGGACUUUGCAUUUGAUCAGAAGUAUGGAGCAGAAGGUGCCAAUGCCCGGACAGUCAAAUUUGAUUACAAUGGGCGAGACAUCUCGGUGGCCGACUACUAUCAAGAGAAGUACAAGGCGCAUCUACGAAAUGCUCACCUACCUCUUAUCUCCACAGGAAAGAAUGGACACAUCCCCAUGGAAUUUGCCUUUGUUGAACCGAUGCAGAGGUAUGCGUUCAAGCUGAACCCCGAACAGACUGCGGCAAUGAUCAAGAUUGCCGUGACGCGCCCAAAGGAGCGCAAGGGUGACAUUUUGAAGAAUGUAGGCGAUCUUCAGUUGCCUCAAGAUCCAUAUCUGCGACACUAUGGAGUUCAAAUGGAAACCUCCUUCUCCAGGACUGAGGCCAGGAUUUUGGCUCCUCCCGCCGUGAACUUUAGCCAAGGCACAGCUGAUCCUAAAUAUUCUGGUCGUUGGGAUCUACGCGGCAAGAAGUUCUUCAAGCAGAACCGAGCGCCACUCAUCAGUUGGGGCUUCUUGGUCAUGGACGACUGCGUUCAGCUCCCCCAGCUUCAGCAGUUUGCUCGCACAUUCAAGUCCACCUUUAUGGGUCACGGAGGCGCCUGCCAAGCUGACCCUGUCCUGGUGAAUGUGCCAGGCAACAUCAAGAACAACAUUGCUCAAGCACUGGCUCAUGCGCACAACCAGAUUACUCGUGAGCGAGGAUAUACCCAACUGAUUUUUGUCGUCGUUCAACACAAGAACAGCCCACACUAUGAGCGCCUCAAGAAGUCUGCCGAUUGCCGUUUCGGCAUCCUGACUCAAGUUGUGAAUGGCGCUUCUGUCGCCCAGAACAACGGACAGUACCACUCCAACGUGUGCCUGAAGGUCAAUGCCAAGCUUGGAGGUUCUACCUCUCGCACCAACCCGCCAUGGAGGAUGACCCAAGGCACCUAUUUCCCAAAGGAUAGACCUACCAUGAUGGUUGGCGUUGAUAUUUCCCACCCUGCGCCUGGCGGCCCAUCUCCCUCUGUCGCAGCCAUGACCAUGUCUGUUGACAGAGACGCAACAAAAUAUGCCGCCAUGGUGGAAACCAACGGCUAUCGAGUUGAGAUGCUGACGUCUUCCAACGUAAACUUUCUGUUUGGCAACCUGAGCAAAAUUUGGAAGGCCGGCCAUGAUCAUUCGUUCCCCAAGCAUAUUAUGUAUUUCCGCGACGGUGUCGCUGAGGGACAGUUUGCUCAUGUCAUCGAGCAAGAGAUCAAGGAAAUCAAGGCUUAUCUCAAGCAGGCGGUUCCCAACAUGCCGAUGCCCAAGUUUACUGUGAUUGUGGCGACAAAGCGCCAUCACAUCCGCUUCUUCCCUGAGAAGGGAGAUAAAAAUGGAAACGCCCUGCCGGGAACUCUGGUGGAGAAGGAAGUUACUCAUCCUUUCAUGUUUGACUUCUACCUCUGCUCGCAUGUUGCCAUCCAGGGCACCGCUCGUCCAGUGCACUAUCAUGUGCUCAUUGAUGAGAUGAACAUUCCCGUCAACGAACUGCAGAAGAUGAUCUAUCAUCAAUGUUAUUCUUAUGCAAGAUCGACAACACCAGUGUCGCUUCACCCAGCCGUUUACUACGCGCAUCUCGCCGGAGCCCGGGCUCGUGCCCAUGAGAACGUCGCAACCAGCGAGGGCUUCCGUGCUGGCGCCAAGGGCCACGAGAUGAUCCGCGACAAAGUUGCCAAGGGCGAGUCACUGAGUGUCCCCCAACGGGGCAGUGAUGCUCCGACUCUUCUCCAGCUUGGCGGAAAACCGGAGAAUAAUGCUCCCAUUGACGGAGAGGUGAGACAGAGGGAUUUCUUCCGUAGCACCAUGUGGUACAUCUAA